Molecule: messenger RNA, 935 nt
Organism: Neocloeon triangulifer
Lineage: Eukaryota; Metazoa; Arthropoda; Insecta; Ephemeroptera; Baetidae
Gene: Rpn12
Product: 26S proteasome non-ATPase regulatory subunit 8
Exons: 6
Coding region: 38-862 (274 amino acids)
Biological process (GO): proteasome-mediated ubiquitin-dependent protein catabolic process
Cellular component (GO): proteasome regulatory particle, lid subcomplex; nucleus; proteasome regulatory particle
Source: RefSeq, a predicted model, not a curated record
UCAGAACCUUCCCCUAAAUUUGCAGCAAACAUCAACAAUGGAGUCGAGCGCGUACAAACAGGCCGCAAUUUCCUUCAAAGCUCUAAAUGACGAGUGGAAGGCCAAACCGAGGAACUUGGAAAAGAUAGGGCAAAUUUUGACCAGACUGAAGGUUGAACUGACGCAGUUGGCCUUUUUGCCCACCGACCAGACCAAUGCUUCUGAAAAGUGUCUCCUUCUCGCCCGUGACACCUUAGAAAUAGGAGCGCAAUGGAGCAUUGCGAAGAAAGAUAUUCCCGCUUUUGAGAGAUACAUAGCCCAACUCAAGCCGUACUACUUGGACUACGGCAAGCAGGGGGAUGAAAAGACUGGUCUCUUGGAGUCUCCAUACAAGUACCAGCUCUUGGGGCUCAACCUUCUCUACCUGCUGUCACAAAACACGGUGGCCGAGUUCCACACGGAGCUCGAACUGCUGCCCCCGGACCAGAUCCACAACGCUUACAUCAAACACCCCCUGUCCAUUGAACAGUACCUUAUGGAGGGCAGAUACAAUAGAAUUUUCUUGGCCAAGGAAAAUGUCCCCAAUCCUGAUUACUCCUUCUUCAUGGAGAUUUUGCUCUCGACUGUUAGAGAUGAAAUUGCUGCCUGCAUGGAAAAAGCUUACGAGCGAAUUUCUCUGCCUGAAGCUGUCAAAAUGCUCUACCUCUCCUCUGUGGAAGAUGCCAAGGCUUACGGUAGACAGCGAAACUGGAAUCUGAAGUCGGAUAACUUUUAUUACUUCACUGCUCUCGACAAGAAGAAAAUCGAAGAUCACCAGUUGCCGUCAAAGGAACUCUCCGAGCAGUUCAUGGAAUACGCCCGUGAGCUGGAGAUGAUUGUCUAAAGUGUUGCAAUUAUAUUAAAUUAAUUUCUUCUUUAAUAAAAUUUGAAACAAGUCUUGAGGUUAAGAAUUUAAA